Molecule: messenger RNA, 2060 nt
Organism: Durusdinium trenchii
Lineage: Eukaryota; Dinophyceae; Suessiales; Symbiodiniaceae
Source: the annotation of a GenBank genome assembly
UGGCGCCAGCAGCUUUUGGCUCAAAAGACUCUGGACGAGUCAGAGUCGACAUGUCAGAGUCGAGCGAUGACAUGGCCAACUGGAAGGGGAAGUGGUCGUCCUGGUGUAUACCCAUGAAGGACUUCCGGCUAGAGUUCCUUUGUGGCUUGACAGUGGCCUUAGCGCUGGUGCCGGAGGCGGUGGCCUUCGCCCUGGCCGCGGGCUUGCCACCCGACGUGGGGCUCAACAGCGCAUGGAUCAUCUCGGUGAUCACCGCGCUCUUCGGAGGCCGCCCUGCCAUGAUUUGCGGCGCCACGGGAAGCUUGGCCGUGCUGGUGCCGGGCACCGUCCAGAUGCCGCACGGCAAGGUCUUGCUCUUCUAUGCGGUGAUCGUCAUGGGUAUCAUCGAGAUCCUUUUGGGACUCCUCAGCGUGGGCACUUUGGUGAAGCUGAUCCCGGUGCCGGUGAUGAUUGGUUUUUGCAACGGCUUGGCGCUGGUCAUUGGCUUAGCGCAGAUUAGCAACUUUAAGGACCCCGCUUGCUUUGGGGGCAAAUGCGGCGAACAUGCCGCCGACGCGAGCGCCGCGAGCGCAACGAGCGCAGCUGCACGGCGCUUGGACGCGUUCCACGCUUUUACGGAUCCGACUCCCUUCAUCCAUGGAGAGGAGGCCAUUUUCGCCGCAAUCAUCACUGUCCUGUCCUUUUGCGUGUCCUUGUGGCUUCCGAAGCUUUCGACACGAGUGCCCUCGGCGCUGGUGGCCAUCAUUGUGGGGAUCAUUUUCGAAUGGGCCAUCGUGAGGCCAGCCUUUGGCUCGCAGACGCCCAUCGUCCAGGAUAUCGCCCCGAACUGCGAGCUUCCAAGACUCUUUUGGUUCAACGACUUGUAUGCGGAUGCGCCGCCCUUCACGUGGAAGCUCUUCGUGCAGGUGCUGCCGUUAAGCGUCACCAUGGCUGCCGUGGGCCUACUGGAGUCCUUGAUGACCUUGAAUUUGGUCGAUGAGAUUACCAAGACCAAAGGCAAUCCCACUCGGGAGUGCCUGGGCCAAGGCUUGGCGAAUGUGCUCUGCGGUGUGUUGGGCGGCAUGGGCGGCUGUGCCAUGAUCGGACAGUCGAUGAUCAACAUUGGUUCAGGCGCCCGCACGCGCGCCUCCUCCUUCAUCGCAGGAUUGUUUUUGCUGAUCAUCGUGCUAGUGGCCUAUGAUGGGAUCAAGAAGAUUCCAGUCUCGGCUUUGGUUGGAGUGAUGUUCAAUGUGUGUUUCCACACCUUUGAGUGGAGCUCCUUGAAACUCAUGAUCUUGGCGGCGUGUCCCUUGCGUGUGCGACGGAAAUUCUUGAGCUCCAAGACUGCUGCGCAGCAGAUCCGCCGUAUGGACGCGCUGGUCAUCUUAGUCGUGACCUUGGUCACUCUCUUCACCGACCUCGCCACAGCUGUAGCUGUUGGCAUGGUCGUCAGUCUCUUCACCUUUGCACUGGAGACCUCCAACGCAGUGCAGGUCGUGCCGAGGGAACCCACGGACGGCGUCCAAGUCUAUGAUGUGCAUGGCACGCUCUUCUUCGGUAGCACCACGCACUUUUUGGACCUCUUUCCGGAACAGGUCGUGGCCAAGGACCCUGAUGAUGUUCGCUUGGUCUUUGAGACUGGGCACGUCGCAGACUACUCCGCUGUACAGGCGUUGAACAAGCUCGGGGAGCGCUAUGGGGCGCAGGGAAAGCGUUUGACGCUGCAAGAGCUAAUGCCAAAGACGCAUCGAGUCCUCUCCAGGUGCGCACGGCUUGGCGGUGGGGAGAUCACCUUGUCGCUGGAUGAGCAGAUGAACUUGCCCAAUAUGGACUCCGAGCUCCCGAACCACCUCCACAUUGAGCGCGUCCCCUCGGUGGACUUCUCCUACGUGCGCGAGCGCUCGCGCGAGACCCACGACGACUCGGACUCAGCCUGAGGUCAAACCAAGUUUCUUUAAGGUCUUCGAAGGUCGUUUGCCGCUGCCUGCAGCUGCCUGCCGUAGAGAUCGAAGUGUACAGUUCCUCCAAGACACCAUGCAGGUAAGGAAUUUUCCACAUGGUGAUGCGUUUAUGGCAUGCCC